AGCGGAUGUGCUCAUUACAUUUAGUGAAUAGCAAAUAAAGCCAACUACUAAAAUAUUACAAGAAAGAUAAAUAACACGAAGAGUGGCGAUUGAAUCACAUAAUUUUCAAAGAGCUGUUCAAUAGAAUGGACGUGUUCGGGCUGGCGAAUGGUUGAAAAAAGCGAAAGGCAACAGAACAAGAAUUGAAGCGAAUGCAAUGAGACGCGCCAGUGGGGAUAAAAGUAGUGAUGAUGACGUUGGUAAACGUAAUGACACAUUUCAAUUUGAUAAAUCGGGUGAUAUAGAAGCUGCAGAUGCACAAGCCUAUUUGGAUCAUUUACUGCGCGAUGGUGCGUUAGAGGGAGACAGUGGGGCGCCAAUAGAAAUGCCGCCAUGGUACGAUGAGAACCUAUUCAAAAAAGGCCAAUCGUACAUGAACAAAUAUCGCUUCCUCAUCACCGCCGGCAUGCUUUACGGCCUGGUCGCUGUGCUCGCAAUUCCGUCCAUACUACGUUUACUGCAAUGUACACGCCAGUCAUCCACUUGUGCCACUGCUUUUCGACGCUACGUACGCACAAUUCUGCACACAUACGCCUGGUACGAUUACUCACCAACGGCGGGAGACAAAUCGAAAUUUUGGACUAGCCUACGCGCUGUACGCAAAGCGCAUUCAAAUUCUAGUCGCGCGUGUAACAAACUUGGUGCAGGCCAAAUAACACAAAAGGAUCUUGCGCUAACACAGUUCGGUUUUAUUGGCUUUGCCACUUUGGGUGCGCCACGCGUGCAGCUGUACGAUGAGGAAUAUUUCGAGAGUACGUCACAUAUGUGGCGUGUGCUCGGCUACUUGCUCGGCAUCAAAGAUGAAUACAAUAUUUGUGGGCGCAAUUGGGCUGAGACCAAAUCAAGGCUGGACAUUGUGAUGCGACGUGUAUAUGAGCCGGCCUUAGCGAAUACCAGCGCCGAUUUUGAACAAAUGACGAAGGCAUUAAUCGAUGGUUUGUGGCCAUUGAAUACGACACUCACUACCGGAUCGGUCCUUUUUUUUACCAAACGACUGGCUUGUGUGCGAGGUUAUGAGUACUUUGAAUUUGAUCAUCGUCCCGGUAGCCAGGCUGAUGCGAAGCAAAAGCUCUACUAUUACGAUUUAGGCUGGUAUGAUCGUUUUCUCAUAACGUACGGCCUCUACCUAGUGACCUAUCUGCACAAAUUUGGCAUUGUGCGCUGGUAUCUCAACUUCCGCAUCUGGUUGAAUACACUAAUCUUUUAUUACUUGCCUUACAUAGCAUUCUGGAAAUAUGGCAUAAAACAUUCUUAUGUAAGAAUUUUCACAAACGAUGGCAGAGAGCAGGAUUUCGAGUUCCAUUUGAAAGCAGAUUGAAAAGCAUUACCUGGAUUUGAUCAUUCAAUACAAAUGCUAUGUGCAUUUCAUUCUAUGUUUUGUAUAGAAAUAAUAAAAAAGCAUACAUAUUUAUAUAUA
Messenger RNA from Rhagoletis zephyria (snowberry fruit fly), 1456 nucleotides. RefSeq lists its product as uncharacterized. Gene Ontology annotation, molecular function: oxidoreductase activity. Lineage: Eukaryota; Metazoa; Arthropoda; Insecta; Diptera; Tephritidae. The record is from RefSeq and is a predicted model, not a curated record.